AUGUGGCAGCAUCCUCAGUAUUCCUGGCAAGGCAGUUCUCCCGCCUGGACGCCUUCCCAGCCUCAUGGUCACGCACCGUCUCCCUACACUCAGAACUCGGCACCUCGUUCUUCGUACCCAUCCGAUCCUUCGUAUCCGCCUCACGCCUACUUUCCUCCAGCCCAACACGGCCUGCACUUUCCUCCUAUUCCCUCAGCAACGCUGAGGCAACGCUCGACGUCGCAAGACGUCUCCUACCAUCCCUACCCCUACCGAGCGUCGAAGCCUUCCUCGUCGGGUGCGGCAAAAGCCUCGACUGGGAUUACCUUCGUCGAUACGACUCAGCAGACUGCUGCCGCCGCGACGGGUCUCUCCGGAGAUGGCUUGUCGCAGUGUCGGCCGAAGCGGAAACGGAUCACGCCUGAACAGCUCGUCCAUCUCACUGCCGUCUUCGAGUCGACGGAUUCACCAACGUUCGAACAGCGAGAAACGCUAGCGGAGCAAACCGGCAUGACCAAUCGAGAGGUCCAGAUCUGGUUUCAGAAUCGACGAGCUAAGGUCAACCGGCAACGACAAGCCUUACUCGCCAAGGAGGAAUCCGCCGCCGGGACAGCCGCGAUUACCGCUUCAGACGAAUCAGGAGUCGUCGACCCCGCCGCCGCCUCCAAAGCGCCUGCCGAGAUGAUGUCUGCCGGACAGCAUCAGUGGCGCUUCCGACCGAAGAAAGCGGCGAAGCUUAGCCACGCACCCGAAACUGUGCCUUCUCCUCUUCCUCCUCAAGCGCCCGCGGCCUCCCACAUCGUCUCCGCCAUGCCUCCUCAUUCCUUCGCUUCGCCGUAUCCCUCACCGCCCCUCGCGCCUACUGCCCAGCGCCCUCUCUCACUCGGACCCCUCUCUCCUCCGCUUUUGACGCCUGGCGCCGGCUCGUCGUACUUUACAAUCGCUUCUCCUCCCCUCACGACUCCCGGUCUCGCUUCUCCAGGCUCAGGUUCAGCCUCGAGCUACUUCUCCCGGAACGAUGGGCCGUACACGCCCAGCACGAUGUCCUCGCCGUCCGGUUACUUCUUCCGCCUCGCGCUCGACUCGCCUCACUCGCCACACGGCCCCUCCGAGACCUUUGAGCCGACUUCUCCACGACCCGCGGCACCCGAAGCACUCAUCCACCUCGCGCCAAUCCGCUCAGACGCGCUCUUCGGCCGACUAGGAAUGGCGUCCAACCGCUCGGCUCUCAGUCGGCCUAUGCACCGUCGCUCGAUAAGCGACUCGGCAGCGCAAGCUGUACUAGCUGCAUUGGCAACACAGCAGGCUGGCAAGGCUACGCGACCCGCGCACCCCGUUCGACUCCCUUCUCUCCGCGGCCUUCUCAACGACGACGACGGCUCGGCGGGCGCGACUCGACCGCCUGUGCUUGCGUCUGCACCGACGUCGCCGGUCGCUACAGGCUCUCCAGUUUCCCUGGCAUCCUCGCCUCCCGACAUUAGACUCGCAGCGGCCACCGCCUCUCCCAGCGACAAGCCCGCAAUCCCUCCUCAGCGACCCCCUCUCCUCUCUCGCUACUCGACGACCGACAUUCACCGCAAGCCCUCGCUCGAGCGCAAACCGCUACCGUCGAGCUCGCCCGCCCGGUCAGGUUCGCCGACCGCCCACCGUCUCGACUCUGCAGCCGUUGGCGUCGCCGACGGGAGCGAGCCCGACACCGACAUCCGCAUGCGCAAUUUGACGCCGCUGUCAGGCCCAGUCGGACUCGGGAUGCUCGUUGCGGCCGCGAGCGAGGUGUGCGAGGACGACGAGCGGGCGGCUCGACUUGCGGCGUCGAGCCAGAUGCGAUGA
Molecule: messenger RNA, 1809 nt
Organism: Rhodotorula toruloides NP11
Lineage: Eukaryota; Fungi; Basidiomycota; Microbotryomycetes; Sporidiobolales; Sporidiobolaceae
Product: homeobox protein YOX1/YHP1
Exons: 4
Coding region: 1-1809 (602 amino acids)
Biological process (GO): cell differentiation; regulation of transcription by RNA polymerase II
Molecular function (GO): RNA polymerase II cis-regulatory region sequence-specific DNA binding; DNA-binding transcription factor activity, RNA polymerase II-specific
Source: RefSeq, a predicted model, not a curated record